CUACAACUAUCAGAAACAGCUAUACUGUUCAAGGAAGACUGCUAAGUGCUAUUCUCGAGAAUCUCAUCAUUUGUAUGCAGUUGCUAUCACUCGCCUCCAUCUCCUUGUACUGAUAUUACCUCCUACUAUCUCAUUACUUCAGCAUGAAGAAGAAUAACACUUGGAAGCUUGAUCUUCUUGAAGUCAAAUUCAAGCAGUACUCCCCCAGAUACCCUCACACGAAGAAGCUUCUCAAUGCCAGAAACAACGACAAGCUCUUGAAGAAGUUGCCUACUUCGCCCGAGGAGGCAGAACAAGAGAUCUUAGCAUUGAAACUGGAGUUGUUCGAACGCAAAUAUUAUGGCUCGUACAAAAAAGUGGAAAAAGAAGUAGCCAAGAUCACCAAGGCUGACUUGGGAAAGUUGGACAAGAACGGACCGAAGAAGAGCAUCGUAGACUUCAUAACAUCAAAAGAGAACCUCGACCACUUGAUAACCUCCAAAUUAAUCAAAACCAUCACCAACACCAUUUUGCAUUCUAAAGAUUUGAAGCUUGAUCCUCCUGCCUUCAUUUCCAAUGAGAUCAGGGACAAGAUCUUGAACAAAAAUGACAUUUCCAACCCUUCCACUUUCUUCAUAACUCACUGUCAAAAUAACAAAGAGCUCAAUAACUACUUCUCCAACUUGUGGAACACCAAGGCAGUGAAAAGUGUCCUACAAGAGGUGGAAUGGUCCUUCAAAUUGGUGAGAGGAAACUUAACAAUCCAGGAGAAGGAUACCAGAAAGAAGAUUACAGGUAAGGACGUCGAGGCUGACAGUGAUGGUGAAGUAAAUGACGACAGCUCUAGCGAUAGUGACAAUGAAGGAGACAGCGAAGACGAAGGAACUGACUCUGACAUAGAAAUGAAUCCAGAAGAUUUGGAUAAGUUUGCCAUUUAUGAAAACUCCGAUGGUGCUUCCGAAGAAGAACAAUUUGAAAUUGAUCCAAAUGUCAACUACAACGAAAUCACUGACGAAGAACCAUCUGCAGAUGAAGUAUCCGAUGUUGAAUCUGAGGAUAGUUUCUUCGAGGAAGAUCAAGAGAAGAAGGAGAAGAAAGAGCACAAUCUUCCUCAAUUAGCCUCAGGCUACUUUUCUGGAGGCUCUGAUGAUGAAGACGACUUCGAUCCUGACGCAGACAAAGUGGUGAAGGAAGCAACCACCCAACGUAAGAACAGAAGAGGUCAAAGGGCAAGACAAAAGAUCUGGGCCCUCAAGUAUGGUAAGGAGGCCAAGCAUGUCAAGUCCGAACAGGCUGCCCUUGCUAGUGAGAGAGAAAUCAGACAAAAGGAGUACGAAGAGAGGUGUCGUAAGAGAGAAUUGAAGGCCAAAUUGGCCAUGGAAGCUGCUCCUAGUGGGUCCAAUAUCCUUCCAUUGGGUGAAAGAAAGGUCAGACCAGAUACAGGCAGCUCCGACGUCAAGGUUACUGCAGUGGUUCCAGAGCCCAAGAUACAUCCUUCUUGGGAAGCCAAGAGAUUGGCUGAAGAGAAGCUCAAGAAUGUCAAGUUCGAGGGUAAAAAGAUCAAGUUCGACUAA
Molecule: messenger RNA, 1553 nt
Organism: Suhomyces tanzawaensis NRRL Y-17324
Lineage: Eukaryota; Fungi; Ascomycota; Pichiomycetes; Serinales; Debaryomycetaceae
Gene: BUD22
Product: Bud22p
Exons: 2
Coding region: 144-1553 (469 amino acids)
Biological process (GO): maturation of SSU-rRNA
Cellular component (GO): 90S preribosome; nucleus
Source: RefSeq, a predicted model, not a curated record